Rhagoletis pomonella (apple maggot) is the source of this 3167-nucleotide messenger RNA. RefSeq names its product poly(U)-binding-splicing factor half pint (gene hfp). The transcript is spliced from 7 exons. The coding region runs from base 624 to 2321 and encodes 565 amino acids. Gene Ontology annotation, molecular function: RNA binding. NCBI's taxonomy places the organism in Eukaryota, Metazoa, Arthropoda, Insecta, Diptera, Tephritidae. Gene Ontology annotation, biological process: regulation of alternative mRNA splicing, via spliceosome; alternative mRNA splicing, via spliceosome; mRNA splice site recognition. The record is from RefSeq and is a predicted model, not a curated record. Gene Ontology annotation, cellular component: catalytic step 2 spliceosome; precatalytic spliceosome.
GGUUCCAAUGAACGAGAAUCGCGGUCGUCAGAAUCACGUUCGGAUGAUCCAUUAAAUGACGGAAUGGUGCCAUCAAAGAGAUCUCGCUCGGAGUCGGCGGAUUUUAUUUCUUUUUUAUUUUUUCUCUUUUAUUAAAUGUGUCCCUGAAGUGAUUCAAAUCCACACUCACCCACUUCUCACAGUGACAAUGUAAAAAUGUGUCCAAUAAAAACGUUUAAAGCCAAUUGCGCUAACAUCAUCAAAUGUUGGAGAGGGCAAAGAGAUUUUUGAGAUGAAAUAAGCUUUUCUCAAAAAAUAAACCAAAAAUCACAUACAAACAUACGAACGAAAUGUAUUAAGUCGCCAAAUUAAACAGUUGAUUAAUGCGCGCCACAUAAAGUAUAAAAAAGUAUGCACGUUAAAAACCAAAUGAAAUUCUGCUACCGCUACACUAGAGUGAUAAUUGCAAGUCCUCGGAACCGAAAAUUCCAUACAUUUCGCAGCCAAUUUACGAUCUGAAACAAACGGGCGAUGUAAAAUUCGGUCCGGGUACACGUUCUGCACUGCUGGGUCUAUUAGGUGGCGCUUUACCAAAACUUACCUCGGAUCAACAUGAUACGGUCAGCAAGGCUAAGAAAUAUGCCAUGGAGCAGAGUAUUAAAAUGGUAUUAAUGAAACAGACUUUGGCACAUCAGCAACAGCAAUUGGCAUCGCAACGAACUCAGGUUCAACGGCAGCAGGCACUCGCGCUCAUGUGCAGGGUUUAUGUAGGCAGUAUCUCAUUUGAGCUCAAAGAGGAUACUAUACGCGCCGCUUUUCUACCUUUUGGUCCCAUCAAGUCAAUAAACAUGUCUUGGGAUCCUAUUACUCAGAAGCACAAAGGAUUCGCAUUUGUCGAAUACGAAAUACCAGAGGGAGCACAAUUGGCUUUGGAACAAAUGAAUGGAGCAUUGAUGGGUGGUCGUAACAUUAAGGUUGGUCGCCCUAGCAACAUGCCACAGGCACAGCAGGUGAUUGAUGAGAUUCAGGAGGAAGCCAAAAGCUUCAAUCGCAUUUAUGUUGCCUCCAUUCAUCCGGAUCUAUCCGAAGAGGACAUCAAGAGCGUUUUCGAGGCAUUUGGGCCGAUUUUGUAUUGCAAAUUGGCACAGGGCACAUCACUGCAUACACACAAGGGAUAUGGUUUCAUUGAGUACGCCAACAAGCAGGCCAUGGAUGAAGCUAUCGCUAGCAUGAACUUGUUCGAUUUAGGCGGACAGUUAUUGAGAGUGGGCCGUUCAAUUACUCCUCCGAAUGCAUUGGUUUGCGCCUCUACCAACUCUACAAUGCCCACAGCUGCCGCUGUUGCCGCCGCUGCUGCUACCGCUAAGAUACAAGCACUUGACGCAGUCGCCAGCAACGCCGUGCUUGGCCUUUCUGCAACUACUCCCACUCUGGGCAUCUCACCACUAGCUGCCGCAGCUAAGGUGGGCACAUUGCCGAUCGCUGCCGCUGGCGCAUUGCAUCCGCCGGGCAUUGCAGUGCCUGCCACUACAGGCGGCGCCGCCGCAUUCCUUCCUGCUGGUGUCUUCCAAGCGCCAGCAGCCUUAGCACCGAAUCUAUUAGGUGUUGCACCCGGCUUGCCGAAUGUAACUGCCGCUGCCGCACCGGUGGUUGUUACACAAGCUGCACUUCUAGCAACACCAACUAUGGGCGCUCCUACAAUGGCUGCGAUUGGUAAUCUUGGUGCGGGCGGUAUUAAUACGGUAAUGGGCGCCGAUGCCGCCGCAAACGCAGCGGCUGCAGCUGCCGCCUCUGUCAGUGCAAAUGCCGCAGCCGCAGUGGCCGCAGCAAACAAUGUAACAGCAUUACACAAUCUGCAGUCGGCUAACUCGGAGCAGCUGAAGAAGGCGCACGAGAAGGCACAGCAGGAGGAAUUGCAAAAGAAAUUGAUGGAAGAAGGCGAGACGCAGACGCUGCAGCAGCAGGAGAAUAUGUCGAUCAAGGGACAGAGUGCGCGGCAACUGGUCAUGCAGCGGCUGAUGCGACCACAGGAGUCGCGUGUUAUUAUACUGCGCAACAUGGUCGGACCAGAGGAUGUUGACGAAACGUUGCAAGAGGAAAUUCAAGAGGAGUGCACUAAAUUCGGUACAGUUAGUCGUGUAAUAAUCUUCAAUGAAAAACAAACUGAAAACGAGGACGAUGAGGAAGCAGAGAUUAUUGUUAAAAUAUUCGUAGAAUUUUCAAGCUCAGUAGAGGCUAUGCGUGGACGUGAUGUCUUGCAUGGACGCUUCUUUGGUGGACGACGUGUUAUCGCUGAGCUUUAUGAUCAGUCGCUGUUCGAUCAUGGUGAUUUGUCUGGUUAAAUGGAUUAUAUGUGCGGAAAGUAACUCGAAGGAGAAUGCAAAAAAAGAAAUAUUAGCAAUAAUGAGCCAACGACUAAACGGGCUAUUUUGGUGUUAUGCGUCAGCGAAUUUGCUUUCAAAUUCAUUUUCACUCUUGAGUUUUUAACAAUUUUUUUCUUUCAUAUUUUCUUUGUUGCUUUGUGUGCACUAAAUGUCUAAAGCUUAAGUCUAUUCAACAUUACCGUUUCCACUUCCACAAGUCCAUUAGCCGUUGAUGAUGUAGUGGCCGUUUACUAAAAUGUAUUGAUACAAAACAUCAGUAUCUUUUAUUUCCAAAACAUAACGAGUAGAAGUAAAAGAGACUAAUGCUUUGCAUUGAUGCGUUUUGAGCAGCCGUAAUGAAUGUAUUCGCGUGUAAAAUGCCGUUGUAUUAAGUAAAGAUGAAAUAUAUUAAUUUCUGUACAAUUAAUAAUAAAUAUGUUAAGUAUUUAAACAAAAAUAAGUUGGGUAUUUUAGAAUUUAUUGCAACAACAGCACAUUCGACCCAAUAAUAGAAAUUAAUAUGUUCUAAGGUGGAACUCCAUUCAACUUCAGUAGAUAAUUGUUUAAUUAAUUAAUGAAUUCCGAAUAUAUUUAUGUAAAUUUUAAAAUUUUAAAUAAAUACACUAGGGUUGUUCGGGAUGUUGCGGAGUUUGUCCUUGCAUUUGCAUAUUCGGUGCAUUUGUAAAUUAACAACAAUAAAAUGCACACGGUUGCCAUGACAGCAAGCAUAAAAUUUGCAAAUGCAAUUCCAACUCCAAAUCCAAGACCAUUUCCACAACAUCCUGAACAGCCCCGCUGUGUAUUUAUAUUCCUUUUUGGUUGCAG